Messenger RNA from Trematosphaeria pertusa, 3298 nucleotides. RefSeq lists its product as uncharacterized. The coding region runs from base 212 to 3298 and encodes 1028 amino acids. The transcript is spliced from 4 exons. Lineage: Eukaryota; Fungi; Ascomycota; Dothideomycetes; Pleosporales; Trematosphaeriaceae. The record is from RefSeq and is a predicted model, not a curated record.
CGUCAUCCGCGUACUACUCCAUCAUCAUUCAUAUCUCCGCCGGUAAGGUACCGGUUGAAUGAUGGCCCGAGAUCUUCGACGGCUCCAGCGCUUCUCCGGAAGUUUCCCGGUCGACAUUCAGUUGUAGGAUGGCGUUCGAUUGCUACUUAAGCUGGUGCGACCGCGCCGGACUUUUGGCACGAGUCGACAGCUGGCGGUUGAUGUCUUGAUCAUGCGCUACAGAAGGAUAUAUGCCAUCGCAAUAGCCAUUACAGGCGCAAUUGCUCUCCCGGAGAAACCGACCGACCCGUCCUUCGAUGCUGUCGUCGACAAAGGCACCUUCGAGAAUCCGUCCAAGGCCGUCCGCCCCAAGUUCCGAUACUGGAUACCAGAUGCGUCUGUAGAUACAAAUGUGGUCGCAGGGGACGUGAAGCAGGCUGCAGACGUGGGCUGUGGUGGCCUCGAGCUGCUCGGCUACUACUUGUAUGGCGGACCGCCCUCUAAUGGCGCCGGUCGUGGCACCUAUGCCCCGGUAGACUGGGCGGAAUAUGGGUUCGGCACACCAGCGUGGCACGAUGUGUUCUACGCCUUCGUGCAAGCGCACCGCGAUAACGAUUUGAUCAUGGACUUCGCCAUGGGUCCCAAUCAAGGCACAGGAGUCCCAGCGCCGAUCACCGAGGAAGGUCUGGCAUGGGAUCUCUCUGCAUACAACGUAACGGUACCUAUCGGUGCCACCUUUGACGCGGUGCUUCCCGGCUGGGGAUUGGGGAAGCUUCAAGCAGCUGUCUCGGGUACAAUUACCGGAUCGCAGAACAUCUCUUCUAGUGACCCUGCCGGGGGCCUGCCUGGAGAUGUUCCACUGGCCCACACCCAGUACACCCUGUCGGCUGCAAGUCUCACAGACGUCACGGACCAGGUUGACGCCUCCGGACAUCUGCAACUCGACUUCUCCAAGGCGAACAGUACGAGCACCACGGGCGAUGCGCAUAUAAUCUUCGCUAUCUACCUCUAUCAGUCACUUUACCGUGCCCAACAAGGCCCGCUAGAGAUGAAAGGCCCCCAGAGCAGACCGGAGUCAUACAUCAACAAUGGCUCAUGGGCGGUCGACCACUUCUCUUCUCUGGGAGCCCGCGUUGUGGCAAAAUUUUGGGAAGAGCAUAUUCUCAGUAACGGAACGAAGGAAAUGCUACAGCAGGUGGGCAACUAUGGGUGGGAAGACUGUGGAGAUCGAGGCCAACGUCACAAGUACUCCAUCAACAAGUGGCUUCCAGUUCUUUUCCAUCGGAAUGGCAAAUACAAGAACUCGAAUCCAAGCGUUUGGUAUGUCACCGACGAGCCAGACAGCGGAAACGCGCACAUCGCCGACUACAGAGCCACGCUUGCUACACAGUACCAGAUCUACGAGGAAACGCUGACAAAUUGGACGAAUGAAUAUCUCGGCCUACAAUUUUCCGCACAGCUUUCCUACAACCUUCCAAUGGAUAUGCUUGCGAACAUCCCUACCGUGGACGCUCCGGAAACCGAAUCGCUCGACUUUAGCGACCUAACCGACGGGUAUCGCCAGUAUGCGGGACCAGCGAAUCUAGCCCGGCGACGUAUUGUGUCGUCCGAAUGCGGAGCUGUACGUGGAGAGGCUUAUUCGGAAACCCUUCCAGAACUGCUUUGGAAAGUCAAACGCUCCUACGCCGGCUCCGUCAACCAGUUUGUAUUCCAUGGAUUUCCGUACUCAGGCGAGUAUGGCAACACCACAUGGCCCGGAUGGACGACCUUCACCUAUCAAUAUUCAGACAUGCAUGGACCGCAUCAGCCUGCCUGGGAGUUCUAUCGGGAUCAGUUCGACUACAUCGCUCGCAACAACUGGGUGUUUCAGAGCGGAAUUCCUCGAAUGGAUAUUGCUGUCUGGCAAAAGGUGACCGUCUAUCCUGGGCACGUCCAGAGCAGGACUUACGAACCGGCUGACCUAGAGGAUAUGGGCUACUCUUAUGAAUACCUGAGUCCCGAUAACUUCCAUCUCCCGGCAGCUGAAGUGGUGAACGGCAUUCUGGCUCCAAAUGCACAGGCCUUCAAAGCGCUUGUUCUGCGGAAGAAUGACUCGCUGACUAUUGAGGGCGUGUCCAAGCUUGUCGAAUUCGCAAACGCAGGACUUCCUAUAGUAAUCGCAGGAGGAAUUCCUUCCACAGUCCUAGGCACUGUUGCGCCAACGGUACUGCGACAGGCUAUGCGAGACCUUGAUACCAUAUCUCGACUGUCGAACGUCCACAUUACCGAUUCGUACCUCGUCGGAUCGACCAUCGCAUCUCUCGGCGUGCAGCCGUUGACCAAGGUCUCAACUAACGUUUCGUGGUACACUUACUGGCGAUCAGACCCGUCUACACACAUCGACUACGUGUUUGUGUACAACGACGCAAUGUACAAGCCGCAGGGCGAAGGCAGUUCCGUAGGGACCAUCGAGUUCCAGUCAACCAAGAUCCCGUACGAAUAUAACGCUUGGACAGGGGAGAAACGACCAAUUCUUUCCUACACCACUACCAAUACGUCUACAAUCAUUCCUUUCCGCCUUGCUGGGAACCAGUCCACUAUCGUGGCCUUUGAACCUGCCUCCGGAAACGGGACGGCUCCACCGAUCCAUCUCAUUGACGGUGCGAAAGACGUCCUCAGCUCGGGCUUGACCAACGGUAAUGUGGUGGUCAAAAUUGGAAGCGCGACGACCUUCGUCACCUCCUCAGGCAGCACGAAGAGCAUCCCUGCGCCGCCCAUCUCGCCACUCACCUUAUCGAACUGGACUCUCACUGUGGAACAUUGGAACCCACCUACGGACUUGUACAACUACACUGGUGGGGCGCUGAAACAUAACACCACUCACCAACUUCCAAGCCUCGUUCCAUGGCUUGAAAUUGAGGGCUUGCAGAACGUAUCAGGUAGGGGCUACUACUCCACAACAUUCACCUGGCCACGCUCGAACGGCGCCUCGAACGGAACCAUAGACGGGGCUUUCAUCGACUUUGGUUUCAUUUAUCACACUCUGCAGGCCUAUGUAAACGGGCAUCGUCUUCCACCGCUUGACGUUACGUGGGCAAGGGCCGACAUUAAAGAGUACCUCGUCGAAGGCGCCAAUACAGUGGAAGCCAUCGUCGCGACCCCGCUGGCCAACGUCUUGCGGCCGAUAUGGACGAAACUGAUGAGUAGCGGAGAGGGUCCUGGCAGCCCAGAUGCGGGGCCGAGCCAUGGCUUCGUACCACCGCCCCAGGGAGCGUACGGGCUAUUGACGAAUGUGAUUGUAAUCCCAUAUAGCGAGAUCGCGCUUUCUGAAUUGGAAUAG